UCGAAAGUUAUGCAUGUAUGGUGGAUGUAAAAUUGAACAUGAAUUAAGUAAUAGAAAAAGACUGUUGAAGAUAUGAGGCAAAUAGCAUUUUGGCCCUUCCAAUUUGAGAGUGUCAACUUUCUUCCAUGACUUGCUGAAACUGAAAGAGCCACUGAAUGGAUAAGCAGCAAGCAUAAGACAGAAAUUGCUUGUAUAAACUCAGCACCACUCAAAAAACAGCUAUGGCAUCACUGGCUGUCCAGAUAACCCCAGUCUCUCACCCAAAAGCUCACACUCACUCCCCAAUCUCUCUCAUCCCUAAAUGCACCUCUCUCACAGAACUCCAGCAAAUCCACGCCUUGUCCAUCAAAACCCAUCUCCAAUAUGACUUCUCUGUCCUCGCCAAGCUCAUCAACUCCUGCACAAUCAACCCAACUAGACACUCCAUGGACUAUGCCCACCACCUGUUCCACCAAAUUCCCCACCCGGACAUUGUCGUCUUCAACACCAUGGCACGUGGUUACUCACGCUUCGAUACCCCAUUUCGCGCCAUUUCACUCUUUUCCCAGGUUCUAUCCUCAGGUCUCUUCCCAGAUGACUUCACAUUCCCGGCUCUUCUCAAGGCUUGCGCCGGCUCUAAAGCCUUAGAAGAAGGGAAGCAGUUGCAUUGCUAUGUUAUCAAAUAUGGAAUGCAACUUAGCAUAUUCCUGUGUCCUGCUCUUAUAAAUAUGUACACUGAGUGCAGUGAUGUGGAUGCAGCUCGACGGGUAUUUGAUAAGAUACCGGACUCUUGUGUUGUUGUGCAUAAUGCUAUGAUCACAGGGUAUGCUAGAAACAAUCGGCCUAAUGAGGCAUUGGCAUUGUUUCGAGAGUUGCAAGCAAGUGGUCUUAAGCCAACCGAUGUUACUAUGCUUAGUGCUCUUUCGUCGUGUGCUUUGUUAGGUGCUUUGGACUUGGGGAAGUGGAUACAUGAGUAUUUUAAGAAGAAUAGGUUUGAUAGAUAUGUUAAAGUGAACACUGCAUUAAUAGAUAUGUAUUCAAAGUGUGGGAGCCUGGAGGAUGCAGUGUCUGUGUUUGAGAACAUGAGUGUGAAAGAUACACAGGCUUGGUCUGCAAUGAUUGUGGCGUAUUCCAAAAAAUUUGCAGAAAGUUUGGUCUUUAAUGUAGUGUCUGCACAUGCCCUUCUUAAAGCUCAAAGCCUGGUUGGGAAUUUUGAAGACCCACUUUUAGUUUCUUCAUGGGUUUGUUGUAGCUGGAUGAUACUGAGUAGGGCUGGGAUUUGA
Messenger RNA from Rosa rugosa (rugosa rose), 1262 nucleotides. Its product is annotated as pentatricopeptide repeat-containing protein At2g02980, chloroplastic-like. Gene Ontology annotation, biological process: RNA modification. NCBI's taxonomy places the organism in Eukaryota, Viridiplantae, Streptophyta, Magnoliopsida, Rosales, Rosaceae. Gene Ontology annotation, molecular function: RNA binding; protein binding. The transcript is spliced from 3 exons. The record is from RefSeq and is a predicted model, not a curated record. The coding region runs from base 222 to 1262 and encodes 346 amino acids.